Staurois parvus is the source of this 519-nucleotide messenger RNA. The record is from the annotation of a GenBank genome assembly. Lineage: Eukaryota; Metazoa; Chordata; Amphibia; Anura; Ranidae.
GUGGUCCACCAGGAUGAAGCAGAAGAUCCAGCCUGCAAUCCAAUCUUCUGGGUCAGCAAAUGGGUGGAUUACUCUGACAAAUAUGGACUAGGUUACCAGCUGUGUGAUAACAGUGUAGGUGUUCUCUUCAAUGACUCCACUCGGCUGAUAAUGUACAAUGAUGGAGACAGUCUACAGUACAUUGAGAGGAAUAAUACGGAGUCUUACCUCACUGUGCGCUCUUACCCAUCGGCACUGACAAAGAAGAUCACACUACUGAAAUACUUCAGGAACUACAUGAGCGAGCACCUUCUGAAGGCCGGCGCCAACAUCACUCCUCGGGAGGGUGACGAGCUGGCUCGCCUCCCCUUCCUGCGGACCUGGUUCAGGACACGAAGUGCAAUCAUCAUCCUACAUCUGAGCAAUGGUACUGUUCAGAUUAACUUCUUCCAGGAUCACACAAAGAUCAUCCUGUGUCCUCUUAUGGCUGCUGUCUCCUAUAUUGAUGAAAAACGGGAGUUCCACACAUACAAGUUGAGC